This is a messenger RNA of Salarias fasciatus (jewelled blenny), 1613 nucleotides long. It is a transcript of the gene kcnj12a, whose product is annotated as potassium inwardly rectifying channel subfamily J member 12a. Gene Ontology annotation, cellular component: plasma membrane. Lineage: Eukaryota; Metazoa; Chordata; Actinopteri; Blenniiformes; Blenniidae. The record is from RefSeq and is a predicted model, not a curated record. Gene Ontology annotation, biological process: regulation of monoatomic ion transmembrane transport; potassium ion import across plasma membrane. The coding region runs from base 8 to 1315 and encodes 435 amino acids. Gene Ontology annotation, molecular function: inward rectifier potassium channel activity. The transcript has a single exon.
CGGGAGCAUGAGUGUGGGAAGGAUCAACCGCUACAGCAUCGUGUCGUCCGAGGAGGAGGGCCUCCGCCUCACUACCAUGCAUGGCAUGAACGGCUUUGGCAACGGCAAGAUCCACACGCGCCGCAAGUGCCGCAACCGCUUCGUCAAGAAGAAUGGCCAGUGCAACGUGCAGUUCGCCAACAUGGACGACAAGUCGCAGCGCUACAUGGCCGACAUCUUCACCACGUGCGUCGACAUCCGCUGGCGCUGGAUGCUGGUAGUCUUCACCCUCGUGUUUGUGGUGUCCUGGCUCGCCUUCGGCUUGGCGUUUUGGGUCAUCGCCUUGCUGCACGGCGAUCUGGACAACCCGGCCGGAGACGACAACUUCACCCCGUGCGUCCUGCAGGUCAAUGGAUUCGUGGCUGCCUUUUUAUUCUCCAUCGAAACGCAGUCGACCAUCGGCUACGGCUACCGCUGCGUGACGGAGGAGUGCCCCGUGGCCGUCUUCAUGGUCGUCUUCCAGUCCAUCGUGGGCUGCAUCAUCGACUGCUUCAUGAUCGGCGCCAUCAUGGCCAAGAUGGCCCGGCCGAAGAAGCGAGCGCAGACUCUGCUGUUCAGCCACAACGCGGUCAUCGCCAUGCGGGACGGGAAGCUGUGCCUCAUGUGGAGGGUGGGGAACCUCCGCAAGAGCCACAUUGUGGAGGCCCACGUCAGGGCGCAGCUCAUCAAGCCCCGGAUAACCGACGAGGGGGAGUACAUCCCUCUGGACCAGAUAGACAUCAACGUGGGCUUCGACAAAGGCCUGGACAGAAUCUUCUUGGUUUCGCCCAUCACCAUUCUCCACGAGAUCGACGAGGAGAGCCCACUGUUUGGGAUCAGCAAGCAGGACUUGGAGACGGCGGACUUUGAGAUCGUGGUCAUCUUGGAGGGGAUGGUCGAGGCGACCGCCAUGACCACGCAGGCUCGCAGCUCCUACUUGGCCUCCGAAAUCCUCUGGGGUCACCGGUUUGAGCCGGUCUUGUUCGAGGAGAAGAACCUCUACAAGGUGGAUUACUCUCACUUUCACAAAACCUACGAGGUGCCGUCCACCCCCCGCUGCAGUGCCAAGGACAUGGUGGAGAACAAGUUCCUCGUCCCGAGCUCCAAUUCCUUCUGCUACGAGAACGAGCUGGCCUUCCUGAACCGCGAGGAGGAGGAGGAGGAAGAGGACGUGGGCGGCGGGAGCCGAGCGCUGGCGAACCUCAGUCCGGACCGGAACAGCCGGCACGAGUUUGAACGUUUACAGGCCACCAGGGCACUGGACCAGAGGUCAUACCGGAGAGAGUCAGAGAUAUGACCUCGACCCGCUGACCCGGGGUCACGCUUCAGUAACUUUAUAAAAGGGUAAAAAUGCAGAGCAAUGCAACGUGCCAUAGGAAAAGCUGACUACUGUGAAAGAGUGUAAAACUAAUAGGACACCAAAAAAAGGGACUUAACUGGAAGGAGUGGGACAUAGCGAGAGUGCACAGCUUAGACAACUGUGGUAAGGAAUGUCUACAAUUAAGGAAAAGGCAGAGAAAGACCUUCUUCCUUCAUGGAAACUUGAAUCUUUUUUCACCCGGUCAUCAUUUUGAGUUGAGAGUGUUUAUUGAAAG